GGGAAAAUGACAGCAGAAAUAAUACAUAUCCAGGGGCAGACUGACCAUUUGGGAACUCGGGCACUACCCAAGGGCCCAGGGGUCAGAAGGGGGCCCCAUGAGAUGCCCCUGGUAACUUUUAUAGGCUUUUUUUGAGUGGGGGCAAGGACACAGGGGCCCCAUGAUCCCCUAUUGCCCGGGGCCCCAUGAGUUGUCAGUCCAACCCGGGUAUAUCACAUGUGAUUCGCACAGGGUCCACACCGCAUUCCUGUGCAAAUUGCGUGCGGUACCAUUGGAGCCAUACAUUUUGU
This is a messenger RNA of Staurois parvus, 290 nucleotides long. The record is from the annotation of a GenBank genome assembly. Lineage: Eukaryota; Metazoa; Chordata; Amphibia; Anura; Ranidae.